This is a messenger RNA of Panthera uncia (snow leopard), 1960 nucleotides long. RefSeq names its product tumor protein p63 (gene TP63). The transcript has 11 exons. Bases 12 to 1526 code for a protein of 504 amino acids. The record is from RefSeq and is a predicted model, not a curated record. NCBI's taxonomy places the organism in Eukaryota, Metazoa, Chordata, Mammalia, Carnivora, Felidae. Gene Ontology annotation, molecular function: DNA-binding transcription factor activity, RNA polymerase II-specific; RNA polymerase II cis-regulatory region sequence-specific DNA binding. Gene Ontology annotation, biological process: apoptotic process; protein tetramerization; regulation of transcription by RNA polymerase II. Gene Ontology annotation, cellular component: nucleus.
UAUAUGUGUAUAUGUUAUAUAAUUGUUCUCCACUUGUUGACUGUCAAAGAGAGUUGGAGGAAAUGAAUUGUGAAACUUCACGGUGUGCCACCCUACAGUACUGUCCCGACCCAUACAUCCAGCGGUUCGUAGAAACCCCAGCUCAUUUCUCUUGGAAAGAAAGCUAUUACCGAUCCACUAUGUCCCAGAGCACACAGACAAGUGAAUUCCUCAGUCCAGAGGUCUUCCAGCAUAUCUGGGAUUUUCUGGAACAGCCUAUAUGUUCAGUUCAGCCCAUUGACUUGAACUUUGUGGAUGAGCCAUCAGAAAAUGGUGCAAGAAACAAGAUUGAGAUUAGCAUGGACUGUAUCCGCAUGCAGGACUCAGACCUCAGUGACCCCAUGUGGCCACAGUACACGAACCUGGGGCUCCUGAACAGCAUGGACCAGCAGAUUCAGAACGGCUCCUCGUCCACCAGCCCCUACAACACAGACCAUGCGCAGAACAGCGUCACGGCACCGUCGCCCUACGCGCAGCCCAGCUCCACCUUCGAUGCCCUGUCGCCUUCCCCCGCCAUCCCUUCCAACACCGACUACCCGGGCCCGCACAGCUUCGACGUGUCUUUCCAGCAGUCUAGCACCGCCAAGUCGGCCACCUGGACGUAUUCCACUGAACUGAAGAAACUCUACUGCCAAAUUGCAAAGACAUGUCCCAUCCAGAUCAAGGUGAUGACCCCACCACCACAGGGCGCUGUCAUCCGUGCCAUGCCUGUCUACAAGAAGGCUGAACAUGUCACCGAGGUGGUGAAACGGUGCCCCAACCACGAACUGAGCCGUGAAUUCAAUGAGGGACAGAUUGCUCCUCCUAGUCAUUUGAUUCGAGUAGAAGGGAACAGCCAUGCCCAGUAUGUAGAAGACCCCAUCACAGGAAGACAGAGUGUGUUGGUACCUUAUGAACCACCCCAGGUUGGCACUGAAUUCACGACAGUCCUGUACAAUUUCAUGUGUAACAGCAGUUGUGUUGGAGGGAUGAACCGCCGUCCAAUUUUAAUCAUUGUUACUCUGGAAACCAGAGAUGGGCAAGUCCUGGGCCGACGCUGCUUUGAGGCCAGGAUCUGUGCUUGCCCAGGGAGAGACAGGAAGGCGGAUGAAGACAGCAUCAGGAAGCAGCAAGUCUCGGACAGCGCAAAGAACGGUGACGGUACGAAGCGCCCUUUUCGUCAGAACACACACGGCAUCCAGAUGACAUCCAUCAAAAAACGGAGAUCCCCAGAUGAUGAGCUGUUAUAUUUACCAGUGAGGGGCCGUGAGACCUAUGAAAUGCUGUUGAAGAUCAAAGAGUCCCUGGAACUCAUGCAGUACCUUCCUCAGCACACAAUCGAGACAUACAGGCAACAACAGCAGCAACAGCACCAACAUUUACUUCAGAAACAUCUCCUUUCAGCCUGCUUCAGGAAUGAGCUUGUGGAGCCCCGGAGAGAAACCCCGAAACAGUCUGACGUCUUCUUUAGACAUUCCAGCCCUCCAAACCGAUCAGUGUACCCAUAGACCACACCCACCCCAUAUCUGUAUUUUGAGCGUGUGUUUCUUGUGUGUCCAUGUAUGUGUGUGUGUGCGCGCGUGCACGUGUGUGUGUGUGUCCAGCCCUCGUACGCAGAACUUGAAGACACUUUGGCUCAGAGACCCAACUGCUCAAAGGCAUACAGCCAGUAGUGAGAAAAUCUUUUGAAGGGACUCAAAACUUUACAAGAAAGGACAUUUUCCACAGAUUCUGCAUCCUUAUAUCUAGCACUGGGCAGUCAGGAACCCCUGUGUUUGUCUGUGAGCUUUGUGUUUUUCUUAGAAGGGAGGGGCUCAGGUUGGAAAGAGGGGCAUUAAGAUGUUUAUUGGAACCCUUUUGUUACCUUCUGUUGUGUUUCUAAAACUCAUAAAGAAGCUUUUGAGCAGGUCUCAAACUUAAGAUGUCUUUUUAAGAAAAGGAG